Molecule: messenger RNA, 2927 nt
Organism: Hyposmocoma kahamanoa
Lineage: Eukaryota; Metazoa; Arthropoda; Insecta; Lepidoptera; Cosmopterigidae
Product: serine/threonine-protein kinase meng-po
Exons: 8
Coding region: 295-2412 (705 amino acids)
Biological process (GO): peptidyl-serine phosphorylation; peptidyl-threonine phosphorylation
Molecular function (GO): protein serine/threonine kinase activity; ATP binding
Source: RefSeq, a predicted model, not a curated record
GCGCAGCCAGUUGAGACACUAGCGCCAGCCGCCCAACCCGUUCCGCCCUACUCCAUAAAUACUCUGAAUUACGAAUUGUAUCUAUUACAUUGAGAUUUUUGGGUACCACAUUAUAAAAAGUGCAAUAAAUAGUGUUUACAAAGUACAAUAGUAAAUCAAUAUUGAUGUUACUUGAUUAAAAGUGAUAAAGUGAUUGGAUAAAGUCCAAGUGUAUUGUGAUCUUCAUAUAUGGAAGGGCAUCCGCCCUAUUUAUCUGGCUUGUAUGGAUAAUGUGAGUCUAACCAUAACGUGAGGAUGAAUACGGGAGGAAGGAGAGCUAUGACCGGCUCUAUACAUAAAAUUAGAGAAUUUGAGUUAGAAAAAGUAAAUUUAGUUGAAGAAUUUGAUAUUCUUCAAAUAGUUGGUGAAGGAUGGUUUGGAAAAAUUCUCUUAGUGGAACAUAGAGCCUCAGAUACCGAAAUAGUCCUCAAAGCAUUGCCGAAACCAUAUGUUUCGAUAAGAGAUUUUUAUAGAGAAUUUCACUAUGGACUGCAUUUGAGUGCACAUAAGAACAUCGUUACCACAUUUGAUGUUGCUUUUGAGACAGCUGGGUUCUAUGUUUUCUGUCAGGAAUAUGCACCCUUGGAGAAUUUCAAUAUUAGUCAUGGGCGAUUACAUCAGCGGAUGUUCUUUAUUACAGGUGAUUUAACAUCAAACAUGUUUGACACUGGCAUCGGGGAAAUUCACACUAAAAGAGUUGCUAAGCAACUUGCUGCAGCUUUAGAACACCUUCAUCAAAGAGAGCUUGUGCACAGAGAUGUUAAACUUGACAACGUACUUAUAUUCAAAUCAGAUUUUUCAAGGAUUAAACUUUGUGAUUUUGGAGAAACUAGAAAAGUACAAUCGUCAGUACAAAGAAGAAAUGAGUGGCUACCAUAUUCACCACCAGAAGUCUUAAAGCUAUCAAUGGACAGCACUUACAAAGCCUUGAUUACCCACGAUAUUUGGCAGUUUGGUAUAGUUAUUUUUAUUUGCCUUACUGGGUGUUUACCUUGGCAAAAAGCUGCUUUUGACGAUCCUCGAUACACAAGCUACUACGGCUGGUAUAAUAGUGCUAACCCUUUGAAAAAACAACCAAAGCUUUGGAAAAUGGUAUCUUCGAGAGCACAAAAAAUGUUCAAAAAGUUUGUUGAACCAAGAUACGACAGGAGAGCUACAAAUUUCUCUGAGUUGUCUCGUUAUAUGGACGAUCGAUGGUUAGCGAAAGGUUACACUGAUCGGGUUGCGGGUGGUGACAUUGACGAAUUGUGUCCAUCGAUGUAUAGUUUUCACAGUGAUCCUAACGAGAAGAAUAUACUCUUAAAACACUUCCGCGAUAAUGGAAUUGAAACUACAGUAGACCGUCAAGCCAAAAAGCAAAGAAUUCGUGAUUGGAUUCAAAACAGUGUUAUUGAGGAAGUUGAUGAAGAGGAGGAAAGCGUAUAUGAUGCGAGUGUUUAUGAAGAUAGUGAUGUGGAAUUAGAAGACAGAUCGCGACCCUAUCCAAUUGAUGAAAAACACUCUAAACCACGUCUCCGCUAUGAUACUGAAAAACACAUAAACCCAAGAACCGGAGAAGUCGUAGAAGGAGCUAAGUCUCCUGCCGAGAAAAAUCCUUUAUCCUAUGAUGUACAAAAUAUUGAACCUGUUGCUCCAGCUACGGUUGUAAGAAGAUACGGCUUGAAAGAACAAGGAUCCUCGCAUAGUUCCACUAAAGACAGCGCUUACGGAUCAAUGGAUGCUAAAGUUAAUGGAACAAAAUCGGUUUCGCUCAAAAGUGAUAACAAACAAAUGUCUACAAUUCAAUCAACUAGAAACUCCCCUAGCAGAUCUUUAAGUGGAUCUUCUAUACACCAAAACAGAUCGCCAAUGUCAGUUCACGCUCAAAGAAUCCAAAAGAGUGAAGAGGUAUAUUCCAAAGAAUUAGAAAGUUCUAAAGGUAGUACUUCAACGCUUCAUACUCACUCCUCGAGAUCAAACAGUCUUCAGGUGAUACGAAAUGAAUCCCUUGACUAUUCCAGCAGUGCCAAUGAUGUUCCAUCACAGGCCGAAAAUAUCGGCAAUGCAUCUAGACCAAACAAUCCAAUAAUAACUGAAAAUGGAUUUAGCCCUGGCGUUAAACAACUACAAACUAAAUCUAAAUCUAAAUCGCCAUCACCAUACAUUUCAAUGAAAAGUGCGGCGUACUCGGCGUACGAUAAUGUGCAGCCUGUUCGUAAUACAACUAUGGUAGUCGAGCAAUUUCCACAAAACAAUACAGUACCUGAUAGUCCUUAUACGUCCAUGAUGAAUAUUGUACAAGGUCAAAUUAAAAUUAGCCCUCAUGAAAAUGAAAUUAACAGCAACGUCGUUAAUGUCUCCAUAACGCCUGUAAGCAAUAACAAGAAAAUGUGAAUAAUUGCUCAAAAUUUUGUUCGAACAUACCGUACCUAUAUACUUAUGCAUUAAUAUUCUUUUCAUACAACCAUUAUAAAUGUAACCUUAUACUGUUAGUAAACGUAAUAUAAGUAUUAAAAUAUAAUCGUUAAAAUUAGAAUUUAAUCUCUACUGGAAUCUAUUAUACCAGUACGUAUAUUACUAUUUAUUCUUGAGUGUUAAAUGUACUGAAGAAAUUCUUCGCUACUGUUUGGAAAACAGCUCAUACGUAUACCUAUCAUGCCUAUAAAGGCUGUGACAUGUUAACAUUUAAUUAUACCAUCAUGUCUCGUUUUUUAAACUUUUGUGCCUUCAUCAAUUAUUACCAUAUUGUUGUAUAUGAAUUAGGUAAUGAAAUAUGUUCCAUUAUUUUAUAUGUUUAGCUAGGAAAUGUUAAAAUUUAAAUAAAGACAAUCAUUAUGCGUAAUAUUUAUUAUUUACUGUGUUGUCUGAAUAACUGCUAAAGCGACUUAUUUUUAUAAGUUUAUAAAUAA